Caenorhabditis bovis is the source of this 939-nucleotide messenger RNA. The record is from the annotation of a GenBank genome assembly. NCBI's taxonomy places the organism in Eukaryota, Metazoa, Nematoda, Chromadorea, Rhabditida, Rhabditidae.
AUGGCUACGGAAUCGAACGAACGCGUGCCGGAGACGCCGACGCAAGUGGGACCGCCGGCCGAUCCGGCGCUUCUCGCCACCGGCGCUGGCGCGUCGGCCACCGACGCCGAGCUCGCCGGCGUCGCGAUGGCCGUCGAGGCGAUGCGACGCUAUCAGAAGGAGACGCAGGAGAUCUACGAGCGAGUGCGCAACGCGGCCCAUGAGCUCAAGAAUCCGCAGCAGGAGGCGGCCGCCGCGAUCACGCAGAAGGUGAACCGUCUCAGCGACACGCUUACUGACACGAGAGACGCCGCGGUUCCCGCGAACGUGCUCGCCGCCACCUACGUCGGCUCAUCGGUGGCGCUCGCCGUCUUCACGCUCGCCUCACUCACUGGAACUUAUCUGCUCGCGCCGAUCCUUGGCCUUCUGCUUCCAUCGUUCGGCGCCGGUCUUCUCGCGGCCGCCGUCAUUCCGGCCUAUGCAAUCUACUCCAAUAUGGAGCGUCGCGCCGAUUUGCUGGUGCUCGCCGGAAUCCAAGGAAUCCUUGCCGGACACGCCGUCGCCUACUCGUAUCUGUCGAGCACCCCGUUGGCGGUUUUGUCGCCAAUCGUCGCCGCCUUCGUGGUCCCAUAUGUGGCCAGACAGGGACGCGUGAGAACGCUUGGCGGUGUGUUGGGCGCCUCGAUGGGAGCCCACGUGCUCGUCGGACUCGUCGCCGGCUCGUUGUCGAUGCCCUACAUGACGUUGGCGGCGCUUUACACUGGCGCGCUGGCGGUGCCGAUUCAGUUGUCGACUGUCGAGCAAUCGAAUGCUAGCGAGAUGAUGUACUCGACAACGGUCGUCGCGCUCACCGUCGCCGCCAAACUCAGCAUGUUCGCCGUGUUCGGCGCCUCGACCAACCAAUCGUCGAGCGCUUCGGCGGCCGCCGGCGGCGCCGUCCAGCCGACAUCGUCCCAAUGA